AUGGCUACUAAGGAUGCAUUUAACGAAACUUCCGACUCGACGAGGUCGACUCUUGAGGCUUCUGCCAAAAGAUGUCUAGAUGCAUUUCAGAAGAGUCUUAUACGAGCCUCCAAAAUUCAUGCCCGAGAGCUGUCAAUGGUGGAGGAUCAAAUGGCAAGGUUUUCCACCUGGGCAACAGCUAUGGGGGUCUUCGCAGAUGAACAGGCAUCCAUGGACUAUUGUCUUCGAUAUGCUUCAGACGUUCGAAAUGCCGUACGUGGCAUACUUGAGUCUCUAUUCUACCGCAUCAUAGUGUGCUCCAAUUGCCUCGAAAUACUCGGGACCGGCAGAAUAAAGCAAUCUUUGGAUGCUCAAGUCGAUCGACUGAAAGUUUCUUUUCUCCAUAUUGGGACAGAGAUCAGCCAUCUCAAUAAGAUUUCAAGCACCAUCCGGAGAGCGAGCCACGUACCUCAAAUUCAGAUGUCACGCAACUUUGCGAACAACGAUGAUACAGUUCAUGAUACAGAACCCCUACUUUUUACCACUUUUGAGCGUCAUGUUAGCAAUCUUUUCCCUAGAAUCAGCGAAAACAUCCGACAGCGACUUGUUCAUGCCAUGUUAUUGCGACGAAAACAAACCUUGUAUCGCAGACAUCGCCAAGGGGUUACCGUCAUUCAGUCUCUAAAGCAAAAUUCAAAGGCCCAUUUUGUAGUGCCAGCCGUUCAUCACACAUCAUCAUUAAUCACUGCCAAAACGAAACAGAGUACUGAAAAGGCUUUAACUGGUUCAGCUCCCGUAUCUUCGCCUUCGCAAAUUACAAGGAGAACAGCCUUAGACUCAUUAAGGUCAAGAAGUGCUACUUUAAAACCAUCCACUGCUUCAAGCAGUAAUACAAAUACUUUGGAUGGCUACGAAACACUCAUUCCCCCAUCUGACCCUGAGCUCGUCUCUAAACAGAAGUAUUGGCUGCUGAAAAUUCAACAGGAAGUUGAGUCCGAGGGAUUUACCGAUGCAAGAGGCGCACCGAAAAAGUCCAAGUCAUUAUUAGAACAACUCCAGAAUCCAGGCCUUGGAGAAGAAGGAGGUAUCAUCUGCCCGUACUGCCUUCACGUACUCUCCGCUGAUGUCGCGUUCAAUGAACGGAAAUGGAAGGACCAUGUCAAAAACGAUCUAGACCUAUAUGUGUGUCUCUUUGACGACUGUGAUAAGCCAGAUGUGGUCUUAAAUCAUGUGGACGAAUGGCGAAAACAUAUGGACCAGCAUGGCAUAUUCUGGCGCUGCUAUUCCCACCAUAGCAUCGGGUCUUUCUCUACCCGCGACGAUUAUAUGAAACACAUCCAGCAGUCCCACAAAGCCAACCUGAGCGAUUCUCAGCUGCGCGCUUUAGCGAACCGGAACUGUCGCAAGAAGGCGAAACUGUUCGCAACAUGCCCGCUUUGUGCCACAGAUGAGGCUGCAGUCAAGGGUCAUCUGGAGAGUCACAUUAUCGAACAUUUACGAUCUUUAGCCCUUGAGUCUUUUCCAAGCGAUCCAGAAGAGACGUCGGGAGAGGUUAAGGGCGACGAUGGCUCAACUGAUGUCCCAGAACCACAAAUGACAAGGACUGCUAAGAUUAAAAUCGAUGCAAAGGAUAGCCCUAAACGCGGAACAGGAAAGGGAAACUUAACUUCAGAGGCCAGGGAAAGCCAUAUCGAAAGUCCCCAAGUUACUACCCCUAUUCAUUUCGACUCAGGUCAGGAAUACGGACAGCAGUCAAGCUCUCAUGGUGGUUCGCAACACAAAAGGCCACUGCAAGAAUCUGAGCGCUAUGCUGCUUUCAAGGCGAAGAUGCAGGCUUUCUGCGCUGAAUGCGAAGUUCACUUUGAAAACGAUAUCGUUUUAAAGAAGCACAGGGGCCAGCACCACACUGGGUCUUUUAAUAGGAUUAACAAGGAGUCUGAUUUUAUGCCAGAACAUGCAAAGCCGAGCAAGAGCAGCGCCGGCUCUACUUCAUUAUCGAAUCUUUUCGAAGACUAUGUUAGAUUUUGA
This is a messenger RNA of Colletotrichum truncatum, 2007 nucleotides long. RefSeq names its product serine/threonine protein phosphatase. The record is from RefSeq and is a predicted model, not a curated record. NCBI's taxonomy places the organism in Eukaryota, Fungi, Ascomycota, Sordariomycetes, Glomerellales, Glomerellaceae.